Molecule: messenger RNA, 1668 nt
Organism: Auanema sp. JU1783
Lineage: Eukaryota; Metazoa; Nematoda; Chromadorea; Rhabditida; Rhabditidae
Source: the annotation of a GenBank genome assembly
UUGAUUGUUGGAGACAAUCUGUUCACUCAUACCUGGUCAUUAGCAGUCGAGAUCCAGUUUUACCUAAUUGUUCCUUUCAUCUAUUUAUCCGAACGAAUUCUCGGAACUCCAAAAUCAGCUAUUCUUAUUCCUGGCAUUAGUGCUUGCUCUCUUGCUUUUUACCUUUGGGCUCACCAAGACAUAUCAUUCAACUUCGUCGUUGCUCGCCUCUGGCAGUUCCUUUCGGGUUACUUAGCUUAUCUCAAAACAUACGCAGAAAAUGAGACUGUUCCGGUUGUGAAAGUUGUUCCAACAGAUAUAGCUAUGGAGAAUAUCUCAGAGAAAGUAGAAGCUACGGCAGAAGUUGAAGACCAGAAGAGCAAAUCUAAUCAGUUGAAAGUUAAUAUCUUUGUUGCAACGCUUUUUGUUCUAAUUGCUCUCCUCGGAUUCGUUCCUUUACAAACACUCCACAAAGAUGUUCUGAGGUUGGUGAUGACCAUCUUGGCAUCGCUGUUUGUCUACAUAGGAUUGAAAUCAACUCUCAACUUCGGCUUACUUGCUCCAUUUUGGUAUUUAGGAGAUGUUUCCUACAUAUUAUACUUAGUUCAUUAUCCCGUCUACGUUUACCUGAAUCUUAAUUUCAAAUUGGAGCUUUACUGGAGAGCCGCAGGAAUAAUUGCUUCUUUCGUCAUGGCGGUCAUUAUACAUGAAUCCUAUGAAAAAACUUAUCUGAGAUUGAAAAAGAAGUUCAUCUUCGCACUUAUCACACUUUUAUAUAUUGGCUGCAUUUCCAUUCGUAUCUUCAAUCCGCAAAUCCAAGCAUUCUUGUAUGGGAAGGAAAUAAACUACAAAGAUGUUAUAGCUCAUCCCACGGAGUAUUCCAUAACUGAAAUUACAAAUGUUAACAUUCAAUUUAAUGGAGCAGAUAGUCCCAAUAUGAUGUUCUCUGAAUGCGAUUACGAAGAUGGAGAAGGGCCUUUUGGUUACUGUCACAUGAAGGGAAAUCCGAAAAGCAAUCGUACAGCAAUGAUCAUUGGAAACAGUUAUGCCCCUAAUCUUGUCAAAAACUUCUAUGCAGGAUGCCAUAACAAGUUCAAAAACAUAACGAUGCUCACUACCUCAGGAUGUGAGUCGCUGUGGGACACUGAUGCUGAUUUCUGUGUAGGCGAUCUACAAGAUCGUCUGGACGCAGUGAAACAAUAUUCACCUGAUUAUCUCUUCAUUCUCGAAAGGAAUAUGCAUGCGAUGCCUGUUGGACCAAGAAAUUUAACCGAUGAAAAUCGAAGAGUUAAGAUUAUUAAAAGCUACAUCGAUCAUUAUCAGAAAUAUGUGAAAACAAAAAUAUUCAUUUUGGAUGCUUUUCCUCGUCCUCCAAAAAGCAUAGCCAAAAGAGUUAAUGCUGCAUUGCAACAACAGCAAAGGACAAAUAACUUGUUUAAGAGACAACUAACCGAUGGAGAUCAUCCUAACUGGAGAUCAAUGAGAAAAAUCUUCCGAAAAAUCCUAAGACAUUGUCCAAAAUGUCAUCUGAUGGAUAUAAUGCCUUACUUGAGAACAAAGGAGAAUGUGUUUAAUUUUUAUGAUCCCCAAAGUGGCCUAAUAUAUUUCUCAAAUGCACUCCAUCUAACAGCUUACGGCAACGACAAGGUGUCACCCCUUUUCCCAAAAACUUGUGACACUUCGUUAUAA